AUGAACACUCCACCCCGCACACGCACCUCGCGAGCUGACCGUGUCCCCCCAACCCCGCUCCACGGCGCUCGGUUCGAUUCCCCACCUCCGACUUCCAGAAAGCAGAAGGGCAAGGGCAAAGCCGGAUCCUCAGCAUCGUCAUCCACAUACUCCACAGCUACACUUUCACCACCCCCUUCAUCUCCUCUGGGCCCAGAUGACUCCGCAUUGCCGUUCGAGCCAACACGUAAAUCCCGCAAGAGGCGGGCAUCCGUGUUCGAUGAUGUCGUUGACAAGCCGGUAGAAGUUGAGAGUGAGGGAUGGAAGGAAUUGGAAAAGAUGUUCGGGAAGGACUUUGGGAGGGGCCCUACAGCUGUUCCUAGUGGCGUUGGGCUCCCUACGCCGUCAAAGACUCCUGCCAGGAAAAGAAAGCACUUCUCAAUCGAUUCAGUUGCUGGCUCUUCAAGGAGGCUAUUUGGAUCAAAGAGCUUCACACCAGCUCCCACUGUCUCUACCUCGAAGGAGGAUAUCUUUGGCACCACCAUGAAGACAGGCAGUAAGAAGCGUGCCGGAAGGUUGGAUUUGACGGGAGAGGGCGAAGAUAAUGAGAAUCCGUUUGUCUCCCAGAAGGAUAGCAAGAAGAAGAAGGAAAAGAAGACUGUCAAGGAGGUUGACACACUAGGCGAGGAUGGCAGAAGGGAGGACGGAAUGGUCUAUAUUUUCCGUGGAAAGAAGAUGUUCCGCAAAUUCACCGACAUGGAUGACCCUGACGAACCACUUCCUAAGGCUGCUUCCCCGACUCUUGAGAAUUCUGUCGGAGAGGAGGAAGAAGAAGAAGAACAGGAAGAGGAGGAUGAGGAAGCGGUGGUAGAGGAGGCGAGUGAGAAGGAGGAAGAGAAGGAGGGGGAGGAGGAGGUAAAAGCCAAAGUCAAGCUUAACCUGGAGCUCGUGGGACAACCUGGUGGAGAUAAAGCGGAAGGAGACGAAUUAGAGGAGGAGAAGGAAGAGGAGGAGGAGGAGGAGGAGGAGGACCUCGAAGAGUUCGAACUGGAGGAGCAGGAAGAAGAGGACGAAUUCGAGGAAGAGGAAGAUGAGGAAAUCAACGCCAUUUUGCGCAAGCGUUCCUCAAUCCGUCCUCGCCUCCUUUUCCCCUCCAAGGACGUCGAAGAAUCUGAAGACGACGAGGAGGAAGAGGACGAAGAGGAGGAGGAGGAGGCCGAGACCGAUGUCGAGGACGUUUUUGCGGCCAUUACUGCCGAGAUCAUCGAGAAGAAGAAGGGCAAAGAUGAUAUCUUCUCCAGGAGCACCAUUUCUCGUCUAACACCAGAAUCCGAUGACGAUUUUUCAUCAGGCAGUAAGAAGAGCGGCGCCAAACUCGAUGACAGCGUUUUUGGCUCUCAUGGAGAUAUCCCAAAGAGCACCCGCAAGAGGUCAUCUCUCUUUGAUAAGCCAAUAAAGAGACCUGGCAAGGGGUUGUUUGAGGAUCUUUCGGAGGGAGCAGCAGUUGGAGAGAAGCGUAGCAGGAAUGAUGCUUUUGCUGGAACCUUGAGUCCUCCUAGGACGAGCAAGAAAUCAAAGGGUCCCAUUGCCUAA
Morchella sextelata is the source of this 1572-nucleotide messenger RNA. RefSeq lists its product as uncharacterized. Lineage: Eukaryota; Fungi; Ascomycota; Pezizomycetes; Pezizales; Morchellaceae. Bases 1 to 1572 code for a protein of 523 amino acids. The transcript is spliced from 3 exons. The record is from RefSeq and is a predicted model, not a curated record.